AUGUCCUACAACCCGCACCACUUUUCAAACGCGCGUCCGUCGGUCAAUUCCUCGGACGUCACGUCGCACGGUGGUCGCCAGCACGCGAGCAGCAACGCAUAUGUUCGCUUCUCCAACCAGACCGAGGAGUACCCACCGGCUCCACCCGCGGUUGAUCCAAACACCCUACCUCUCCCCCGAACGCUCCGCCUUUCCACCCACCACUCCUCCGCGCGGUCGACCUCCCGGAUCCAUGACUUCCGAGGACCCGUCUCGGGCAACACCACUCCCCGCGCCCCGGGCUAUGCCUUUGCACCCGCUUACGAUCAAAAAUGUGGCCCCGCCGUGCGGUCCCGCCCUCUCCCUGCACUCCCCUCCGCGUCCUCCACGCAAGUCACGGCUCCCGAUCCCCAGGGCACCGAGGAUGCCGGCGCUCGUUCCCACCUUGACGCCGGGCUCGCAGCGGGGCUCGCAGCUCUUACCAUCGCCCCGCGCGCGUCCCACGCCGCCGCCACUGCCCACGACCCAUCUCGUGUCCCGCCACCCAUCCCCCGCCCCGACGCAUCCGCGCGCUGGAGCUCGCCCACGAAUGCCGAGUGCGCGGACACCCCGACGAGCAUCCGAAGCGGGCACCAGUCGUCCGGGUCCCCCGAUUCCACCAACUCCCUCUUCGCGGGGUGGUAUAGGACGCCGCCGACGUCACCCGACGAUCCCGAGUCCAAGGCUGGGGACGACGUCGGGCCCGUGCUCGUGGACCUCCUGCGCUACUUCGUCGACUACCACACGUGGGACCUCCGCACCUCCAAGGAACCUCCCGCCGGACUUCCGCUCGACACGCCCGCGUUCACCAGCCACGGUCGCUCGGAGCUCAAGCUGAUGUUCAACCCACUAUGGACGUUGGCGACGCGGGGCGCGGACGAGCAAGGCGGGCCGACCUUCUCCUGCACCGUCCGGCGCGAGGACAGAGCACCGCUCACGGUGCGCGACGUCCUCAGCGCGAUCGGGCGGAAGAUGUACAAGAGCACGCAGUGGCUCACGGCGGACGAUCCGAACGGGAGCUGGCGCUACGAGCGUGCGGUUAAGGAGCGACGGUAUCGGCUGGGCGGCGACGGGGACACGAUGGUCAACGUCGACUGGUACCCCAGGCGCGAGAGCGUGCUCCUUAAGCUGCACCCGACGGACGAUGUGGAUGAGGUGUUGGUUAUCUUGGGGGACCCGUCGCAGAACUGA
Molecule: messenger RNA, 1209 nt
Organism: Epithele typhae
Lineage: Eukaryota; Fungi; Basidiomycota; Agaricomycetes; Polyporales; Epitheliaceae
Exons: 2
Coding region: 1-1209 (402 amino acids)
Source: RefSeq, a predicted model, not a curated record